UGAAUAGCCUUCCUACAUUCCAAUUACCAAUUCGAGUCUCCCUCUCUAGUCUCUUCGCCUCUCUCAAAAGUCUCAAAUUAGUCUCGGGGGGCGCCAGGACCCAGGAGGGAUUUGGUGAUGGUGAUGUGGGUGUUCGGAUACGGGUCGCUAAUAUGGAAACCGGGUUUCCAUUACGACGAUUGCCUCGUGGGUUUCAUAAAGGGCUAUCGCCGCGUCUUCUACCAAGGCAGUACUGAUCACAGAGGAACUCCCGAAUUCCCGGGUCGAACGGUCACAUUGGAGCCUGCAGAUGGGGAGGUUUGCUGGGGUAUUGCCUACAAGAUAACUAAAAAGGAAGAUCAAGAAGUAGCAAUAACGUAUCUUGAAGUGAGGGAAAAGCAGUAUGACAAGAAGGCCUAUUUGGAUUUUUUCACUGAUUUAAAAGCUUCAACUCCAGCCAUUUCUGAUGUACUGGUAUAUGUAGCAUCUCCAGACAAGACAAUCAACAAAAACUACUUGGGGCCUGCAUCAAUUGAAGAAAUUGCCAGUCAAAUCGUUCGUGCUGAAGGGCCUUCUGGACCAAACAGAGAUUACCUUUUUCAACUUGAGAAAGCGCUCGGUCUGUUAGUAGGGUGUGAAGACAAACACGUUACUGAUCUCGCUAAGGAGGUGCGACGAAUCCUUGGGGAGACAAUCUGAGUGACCAUUGGCCAGGGAAGACAGACUUUCUUGAGCCUUAUAGUUAUGGAUCUGAAACACCAAAACUAAAACAUAAUUACUUGUGCGGAGCAAUUUAUUUCUUCAAGUUGUUGGCGUCCUCGUGUUCGCCGUCACUUCUUUAAGGAGAAGAAAUACUCAAAUAAGUCUUUAAAUUAUUUAAAACUGUAAUUCAUCUCUUCAAAUGAAAACAACGUUCAAAUUGAUAUCCAAAUUAAUCCACACUUUGUAGGUAAA
Messenger RNA from Ipomoea triloba (trilobed morning glory), 933 nucleotides. Its product is annotated as gamma-glutamylcyclotransferase 2-3. The coding region runs from base 118 to 678 and encodes 186 amino acids. NCBI's taxonomy places the organism in Eukaryota, Viridiplantae, Streptophyta, Magnoliopsida, Solanales, Convolvulaceae. Gene Ontology annotation, molecular function: gamma-glutamylcyclotransferase activity; glutathione specific gamma-glutamylcyclotransferase activity. The transcript is spliced from 7 exons. The record is from RefSeq and is a predicted model, not a curated record. Gene Ontology annotation, cellular component: cytoplasm. Gene Ontology annotation, biological process: glutathione catabolic process.